This is a messenger RNA of Letharia lupina, 876 nucleotides long. RefSeq lists its product as uncharacterized. Bases 1 to 876 code for a protein of 291 amino acids. The record is from RefSeq and is a predicted model, not a curated record. Lineage: Eukaryota; Fungi; Ascomycota; Lecanoromycetes; Lecanorales; Parmeliaceae. The transcript is spliced from 6 exons.
AUGGCUUCAACCUCCGCGGCUACGACCGCAAAAGUACCUGCUUUGAUCACCACUGCGCUUGUUAUCGUUGCAGUAGUAUUUCCUAUUCUAUCUCUCAUCGCCAUUUUCUUUCGCGACAAGGCCCGAAGAGUCGCAAAGCAACCAUUCCAAGUCGAUGACUAUUGGAUUGUUCUUUCAUGGCUUCCCCUCUCCGCGGUCAAGAUUUCCAUUUUGCUCUUCUAUAAGAGAAUCUUUACUACACCGAAAUUCAAACUCGCUGUGCGGAUCACAAUCCCGUUCAUCGUUGCCUGGGGUGCUAUCUUUUUCGUUCUUGGAUUAAUCCAGGGGGAUCCGAUCUCAGCAUCUUGGAUGCCUGGGGAAGGCCACCUGCGAUGGGAUUCGACAGCGCUUGGCUUAGCUCAAGUGGGAAGUAGUGUCGCCCUUGACUUCAUCAUUCUUUGUUUUCCAAUACCAGUCAUCUUCGGUCUUCAUAUGCGUACCCAGAGAAAGGUUGCGAUUGCAUUGAUUUUCUGGGUGGGAGGCUUUUGUUGUAUUGCAGCUAUCGUUCGACUUGUCUUCAUCAACCAAUCUGUUAGACAAGUCGAAAAAUCCGAAUACGCAAUCCACGUCCAAUCCAAGCACAGAGACUCGACUGGUAGUCGCAGCCAGCAAAAGUCUAUCGAUCCAGCUCCUAGGAACAGUUCAUCUAUUGAUUCACACAUCAAUCUCAAGCAAGCAUCCGCCGAUUGGUCUACAGCACAUAACGAGGGUCACGUUACUAACAACGUCGAAAGCCGGAGUGAAGAAGGACCGGAAGGCCAUCAGGACGGUGUGAUCAAUAUAACGAAAGCCUACGACAUCACAAGGGAUUCGAGACAUGAAGAAAAUGUGGGAUAG